UCGUGGUCAGAUACGAUAUGGAAGUUACAACUAGUGUUAAACAUAACAAAACAAAAAACGACGCAAGCCUCCCCGCUGAAUCUUUUGAUAGGUACAGAAGCCACAACCCCUGCGAUUCGCGCCCUAGUUCGUGACUUGGCAGUUGAAGGAUCCUCUCCAAAUAGAGAGGCUCUGCGUGAGAUAACCAGGAGCAGAACUAGGAACUUGCUAAAAAGAAACCAGGCACAGCAAGACGAGCGCGUCAAUCGGCAUCGUCAUCAACCACGCCAAUUUAAUCUGAACGACUUAGUAUUUGUCAUAAAAAUAUCUCAGUCAACAGGGAAGCUAGAUUCUGGCAUGCGUGGUCCUUACAAGGUAGUGGAGGUGCUGCCAAGUGGACGCUACGCACUUCGCUUGCUUACUGGUGGCUAUGGCAAGACGACGCAGGCUGCGGCUCAACACAUGGUGCCGUGGCGAGGCGAAUGGUGUCCUGACACGUGUGCUGCACUGUUUGAAAGUGAAGACCUGGAAGGUGAUGAAACAUCAUCAUCUUCGGCAACCGCCGCAGACGCGGAAACUGGGCCUACUACGUCAGGCACAGUUGCUGUCAUGGACACCACUCCAGCACGUGUCGAGGACGACACUCUGUCAGGAGAGGCCGUAUAAGCAGAACAAAUCAGUUGACGCCUUAGUUGAUUGUCAAUGACGUCACUGCCUAUACCUGGCUGCAUAGCUAUAGCGCCGUGCGCGCAGCUGGCACCCGGGCUGUCCGGCAUUGACUUCGUGGCGCUUGCAGCGAGCGGACGUCUCCUGAAUCUCUGUGGUCGAAGGGUCGCGUGAGCCAUACUUUUGUGUUCAGUGCAGUGCAGUGAAUAAAUAAGCAAUCGUGUUAAAGUUAAGGCUAGUAGAUUUUAAGCUUGUUCUGAUAAAUCAUUGUUUGCGUUUAGCUUAUGCUUGCUUAGAUAAUUAAAUUGCUUUAAACUUAAAUAAAACGGUUUCUAG
This is a messenger RNA of Leguminivora glycinivorella, 981 nucleotides long. RefSeq lists its product as uncharacterized. The record is from RefSeq and is a predicted model, not a curated record. Lineage: Eukaryota; Metazoa; Arthropoda; Insecta; Lepidoptera; Tortricidae. The transcript has 2 exons. The coding region runs from base 337 to 645 and encodes 102 amino acids.